CUUUGAUAGAAAAUUGACGAAAUUUUUUCGUUAAAAAAAAUCAGAAAAUAUCUAAGUAAAUUUAAACCAUCACGUUCCUAAAAUAUAAUUUUAAGUUUAAAUAGAACAUAAUAAAGCGAUUCGUGGUGAACAUUUUAUAAAGUUUCUUAUUGUUAAGCUGUAAUACCGCAAAGAAUGUAAGAUAAAAUUUGCCAAUUACAAGAAUUGCGUCGCCAUAUUCGACGAUAAAAGUCAUCUGUCUUUCACAAGUACUAUUGAUUUGGAAGUGAAUUUUGUGUUUUAACGGAUUUCUGUGAAUUCUUAUUCAAGAAUUAGAAGAAGGAAAGGAAAUAUCGCCCAAUUCAGCCAAAUAAGGAAGUGGCUUUGGAUUCAAGUGGAGGUAACUCUAAGUGCAAAAAUGAACAACCGCGUGUGAAACAACAGUAUAAUAUUGGUGUACGUUGCAAAGUGACAAGAUGCCCCGGAAGCCCCCACCAGCUGGGUCUGCAUUUUUCGGGGAGUACGAUGCAAGAUCCUACAGACAUAUGGGUGGAAACGAAUACAGGCCAAGCGAACGCGAGCCGUCCAGAGAUUCGAGAGAUGGGAGUAGGAAAAAGAAAGUAAAACAAAAGAAAUCGAAACGAAAAGAACGUUCAAAGGAGAGAGAUGUUGUGAAUGACCAGACGCGUGGGAAACCUAUUGUGGAUUAUGAUGACAUUAGUUCAGAUUCAGAAAUUAACGCUACACCCCCUGCCCAAAUGCAAUCGUCUCGUUCAAGAGACCUUCAUGAAAUUUCACCAGCCACUGAGCUACGGAGAUACAAGUAUGACAGGAGUCGAAGUAAUUCUCCAAUUGUUAUCAGGGACAGUCCUCCACAAUCUUAUUCCUCCAGGAAAACUAAAAAGAGACCUUAUUCUCCUGAACAGAUGCAUCGAGAGUCGGUAAAACAUUAUGCCGAGCCCCCGCGGGCCUAUGCACAUCCCCCCAAAGCUUACAGAGAUCAUCGAGAUUUAAGCCCAGUUGGAAGUCCAAGGAAACGAUACAGAUCACGGUCGCCGAGUCCAUACAGCCGGAAAUCAAAAAGUAACAGUUCAAGAUACCCAGAGAAGUAUAACCGUCGGUCUUCACGCAGUCGAUCUCCGAGUCCACGUAACCGUUCACGUCGAUCCAGUCGAUCUCCAUCCCGAGGGAAGUACUCCAACUCCAAUCGUCAGAGACGAUCCUCCUCCAGGAGUCCUUCCAGAAGCUCAAGUACAAAACUAACGCAUUCCAAAUAUGCUACAAACACUCUCGCCGCCGAGCUUUCAAAACACAGACGAGCCAGGGAGGCCAAGGAAGCGGCCCUCCUCGCAGCCAAAGGUCGAGAUUCAAAGGAGUCCCGACCCAGCAAUAAAAAUCAUUCCUCAGAUAAGGACAAAUCAGACAGAAAUUCUGUUAAUUCUAGCAAAAAUGACUAUUUACCAAGAUCUCCCGGGUAUUCUAAUUCAAAAAGAAGCAGGGGUCCUGAUGAUAUGAUGAAGUCAGAAAUGAAAAGAGAGGACAGAGAUAUAAGAGAAUUGAGUUCUAGGGAUGUAGAGCCCAGAAGGAUGGAACCUAGAAGGGAAGAAAUCAGGGAACCUCCAAACGUCCCUUACCAUCGCGAUGAUCUACGUAAAAUGGAGGAGCGGAGACCAGAUUACAGGGAACUUAGACCUGAUCUAGAGCUACCACCCAGUCAUAGACCACCCCCAAGUUUACCUCUGCCCAGAGUAUCUCCUGUUGACAGUUUGGGGAUUGAUAGUCCAUACAGGAAGCAGGAGCCACAUAGGAAGCGAAUCACUGACCUGCCUAUGCCUCCAAUGAUUGACGAACCCGAGCCGGAAUAUGAACCCGAACCAGAGCUGCCUCCUAAACGAGAACAUCCUCACCAGGCCACCCCUAGAGUUAAAAAGCCAAAGAUUUGCCAGAAGAGGCGGUUGGAUGAGCGGGUCAAAGGUGACUGGGGAGAGAGAUGUGUUGACUUGUUUAACAUCAUAGAAAUCAUUGGGGAGGGGACCUAUGGCCAGGUGUACAAGGCUAAAGACACCUUUACAGAUGAGUUGGUAGCCUUGAAGAAAGUAAGACUGGAGAAUGAAAAAGAGGGAUUUCCCAUCACUGCUGUACGUGAGAUCAAAAUCCUUCGACAGCUCAAUCAUCCCAAUAUAGUUAACCUGAAAGAGAUAGUCACCGACAAACAGGACGCCUCGGACUUCAAAAAGGACAAAGGUGCCUUUUAUUUGGUGUUCGAGUACAUGGAUCACGAUCUGAUGGGACUACUGGAGUCAGGAAUGUGCCAUUUAAAGGAAGAACAUGUGGCCUCCUUCACCAAACAACUCCUGGACGGCUUAAACUACUGCCACAAAAAGAACUUCUUACACAGAGAUAUCAAGUGCUCUAAUAUAUUACUGAAUAACAGGGGUCAGAUUAAGUUAGCAGACUGGGGAUUAGCUCGACUUUACGAGGCUGACGAUAAAGACAGACUGUACACAAACAAAGUGAUCACACUGUGGUACAGGCCCCCAGAACUCUUAUUGGGGGAGGAGAGAUAUGGACCCGCCAUAGAUAUCUGGAGUAUUGGGUGCAUUCUAGGAGAGUUGUUCACCAGGAAGCCAAUAUUUCAGGCAGGACAGGAGUUUGCUCAGUUAGAGCUUAUCAGUAAGACCUGUGGCUCCCCCUGCCCUGCUGUGUGGCCCGACGUCAUUAAACUGCCACUGUUCCACACAUACAAACCCAAGAAACAAUACAGAAGAAGGCUAAGGGAAGAAUUCUCUUUUCUGCCAAAGACAGCUUUGGACUUAAUGGACCAAAUGUUGGAACUGGAUCCCUCUAAAAGAAUCACUGCUGAGGCAGCGCUUAUCUGCCCCUGGCUGAGGGAGGUGGAUCCCAUGAGAAUACCCCCACCAGAUUUACCUAAAGAUCAAGACUGUCAUGAAAUGUGGUGCAAGAAUAGGAAAAAGCAUUUGAAAGAAGCCCAGAAAAGAGGAGAGGAUACCUCAUCAGCUCAAUCCAGCACCACCAAAGUGGCAUCUAGUGGUUCCAAUUCCAGCAUAGGAAAAACGGAGGGAAAAGACACCAGGAGAUCGGUGUCAAGUGAUAGAACACUGCCAGCAAAGACAAAGCCUCCUAUGACAGGGGCUAAUAGCACAAAUAAGACCCCGGUGGGGAUCUUUAAUAGAAAAGACAAAGUGGGUGGUGCCUCUGGAAUUCCAGGACUAGAUGUGGCUGGCAAGGAGCAGCAGGUAGAGGCACCACCUGCAGACAGUGAGGUGAAGGAAGCGGUACCUCCUGUGAGUAAUCAGCUGUCACAGAUGAUUUCUCUGCUUCAGAAAGGCAUGUCCGUUCCUGAUGUGGCUAAAAGUGUGAAUGUGACAUUGGACGAUCAAACUCAGCAACUGAUGAGUAAUCUUCAUGCUCAACUCAUGCUGGCAGCACAGCUAUCCACAGAUCAGGGAGCUGCUGUACCUCCAAGCCAGCCCGAAACAUCAGUCAGCCAAAUCCCUUAUCCUUCUGAAGGAUAUCAACAAGAUUAUGGUAAUCAUAGUUCAAGCAAUAUGUUUGGGGGGGCUAAAGGGGGAGGGUCAGUAGAGGGUAAUCCUAGUUUGUACAGCCAGGAUUCUAAUUCAGGGAUGGGGAGUGAAAAUGCCGGAGUUAAAGCUGCCUUAGCCCAGUUGUUGGCUCAGCAGGGGAUGCGAGUGAGUCUGGGUGGAACAGAGAUCUCAGCCUCUGAAACUCGAGCAAGUCACACUGAGACUUACAGCAAGUCAGAACCUGGUUACUAUUCCUCAGACAGACCGGACUACAGUAGGUCUGGCAGUUAUGGCGGGGGAAGUAUCUACUCCGACGAAGGAUCCAGGGGAGGUUACUCUAGUGGUGACAGCUACGGUGGGCAGUAUAAUCCCCCGAGUGGUGGAUCCGGGGGAGCGGGCUAUUACGGACAGUAUCCAGGGGAGGGAAGACCACCCAAGUCAUAUGCAGAAGCAGCCCAAGGUGUUCCUAAACAACCCAGGAGUAUCCUGAAGAACAAAGCCUCUAGUUCUGCACUGCCUCCAAAGCCGCCGAUGGACCCUCCCAUGAAUCCAAGAGGGGGUUAUCCCCCACCCCCCUCUGGUCACAGUGGGCAUUCUAGGGGUGGUAGGGGUGGAUGGUAAUUAUAAUAUAUAGCGGGAUCAUUUUAAUUAUUGUUUCUUCUGAAGGUCAAGUGGAUGUUGGGAUGAAAAAAUAGGUUGAAAACUAAAUGGUUUUUAGAAUUAGUUUGAUACCGUUAAGAUUCGUACAGCAAUAGGAAAAGCCCACUUUGAAAAUAAUAUUUGGUGCUAGAACUGUGUGUGGGGAUGUCGAGCUUUGAGAAGGUUGCAUGUUUACUCCUGAAGUAUUUUAUAUGCUCUGUGAUUUCUAAUGAGUCCAUGGUGAAGUACUAUAUAUUUAAUAUAUUUUAACUUUAUUGAUUUAUGUCAAUAUUAAAAAAACAUUUUAGCGACCUCUUGUUGUAGAAAGCAAAGGAGAAAUGUUGACUGAAUUGUAAAAGUUAGGGUCCAUGGCUUUUUGAAUGUAUUUAAGCUUGUAACGAAGUUAAAAUUGUAUAUAUUGUUUAGUGUGUAAAGAUAAAUAUUAUUUGCAGUUUAAAAGAGAGAAAGGGAGAGAGAAAGAGUUUGUGAACGGUUGUUGGAAAAGUUUUUAUUUAUGUGGUUUUCUUCAUAAAGGAAUUGUGAAGUCGUAUUCACAGUAGUUCAUCAAGAAAAGUUCUGAAGUAUGUGUUGGGGACACAUAAACAGCUCGGAAAUGUAUGUUUGGUGUAAAGCAAAGGGCAUAGGUAUAUCUUGAAAAAAAAUCUCUGAAUUGUACAUGUGUGAACUGAAAUAAAAUUUCGACUGUU
Molecule: messenger RNA, 4870 nt
Organism: Saccostrea cuccullata (small rock oyster)
Lineage: Eukaryota; Metazoa; Mollusca; Bivalvia; Ostreida; Ostreidae
Product: cyclin-dependent kinase 13-like
Exons: 10
Coding region: 456-4145 (1229 amino acids)
Biological process (GO): protein phosphorylation; positive regulation of transcription elongation by RNA polymerase II
Cellular component (GO): nucleus; cyclin/CDK positive transcription elongation factor complex
Molecular function (GO): cyclin binding; RNA polymerase II CTD heptapeptide repeat kinase activity; ATP binding
Source: RefSeq, a predicted model, not a curated record